AUGUCAAACUGUACGGUGGAGUCCUGCACAUUUGAGACCGGCGAUGGAGUCAAGCUCAGCACUCAGCUCUUCAAACCCAGAGAAGAAAAAGAUAUCAAGGAGGGCAGCCCUGUGGUGGUUAUGAUGCACCCAUACUCCAUCCAUGGCGUCUGCCAAGGCCUGUUGAGAGGAAUAGCAGCUGGGUUGGCAGACAAAGGUUAUAAAGCUUUAAGCUUUGACAUGAGAGGGGUUGAAAUGUCAACAGAGAGGGUUUCUCUCACUGGGUUUGCAGAAAUUAAGGAUGUGAUUUCUGUGUGCAAAUGGGUUUGCGAGUAUCAAUCAGCUAACAUGAUUUUAUUGGUGGGUUCUUCCGCAGACUGGACUCCAUCUCCUCUACCAUCCAUGGCAUUUGCAAGCUCUCUCGAAGCGAUCUCAUCCCUCAAUUUCUCCUACUCAGAGCAAUAG
Messenger RNA from Malus domestica (apple), 444 nucleotides. RefSeq lists its product as uncharacterized. The record is from RefSeq and is a predicted model, not a curated record. Gene Ontology annotation, molecular function: hydrolase activity. Lineage: Eukaryota; Viridiplantae; Streptophyta; Magnoliopsida; Rosales; Rosaceae.